Messenger RNA from Ostreococcus lucimarinus CCE9901, 885 nucleotides. RefSeq lists its product with no specific name. Gene Ontology annotation, cellular component: cytosol. Gene Ontology annotation, biological process: response to hydroperoxide. The transcript has a single exon. Lineage: Eukaryota; Viridiplantae; Chlorophyta; Mamiellophyceae; Mamiellales; Bathycoccaceae. The record is from RefSeq and is a predicted model, not a curated record. Bases 1 to 885 code for a protein of 294 amino acids.
AUGAAGGCGACGACGACGCGCGAAGACGCGAGCGCGAGCGCGAGCGCGAGCGCGACGCCGUUCGUCGUCGUCCUGAGCCCGGCCAAGGCGUUGGACGAGGCGGCGAUGAACGCGAGCGAUGCGACGCGCGCGACGCGACCGAGAUUCGCGGAACGAGCGAACGCGAUCGCGCGCGAGGCGCGCGAACUCAAGGCGGGCGACCUGAAGACGCUCAUGGGGGUGUCGGACGCCAUCGCGAAGCUCAACGUCGAGCGAUUCGGAAACUUUGAGAAAGCGGCGACGAAGGCGUGCGCUUUGGCGUUCGAUGGGCCGGCAUUCAGGCACUUGAAGGCGUCGACGUUGAAGACGGAAGAGGAGAAGGCGUAUUUACAGAAACAUUUGAGGAUUUUAAGCGGGUUGUACGGUUGCCUGCGGCCGUACGACGCCAUCGCGCCGUACCGACUCGAGAUGGGAACGAAGUGGGCGCCGUCCGGCAAGGAUUUAUACGCGUAUUGGGGGGAAGACAUCGCGCUCGCCAUCGCGGACGAUUUGGACGAACAAGCGGCGACGAGUGGUGAAUCGAGCGCGAGGCCGUUCGUCGUGAACUGCGCGUCGCAAGAGUACUGGAAAUCGGUCAAGCGAGAGGCGUUGACAAAGCGAGGCGUAGACGUGUACACGAUGACGUUUCCCGGACCCGCAGUGUACGCCAAACAAGCUCGAGGAGCCAUGGUUCGACACUGCGUCGACGCUCGAGUGGCUUCGCCCGAAGAUCUGAAAACCUUUCGGGGCACGGACGGGUGCUGGAAGUUUGACGCCGCCGCGUCGUCCGAGUUCAAUUUCGUCUUCGCGCGAGGCGCCGUCAAAGCCGGAGACGCAAAGCCGGCGAAGAAGGCCAAGAAAGCGUAG